UAUGUGGGAAGCGUAUCCGAUUCUGAAAAGACAAAGAAACCAAUGCGUCUGUAUGGCUGCUGUUGCAGAUGGGAAGAUGGUCUCCAGACCUCAGACAGCUGGCCAGGGACCCAAGGAGAAUGUGGCCUGCCUAGAUCCCCCAGAGGAGACCCCGGAGCGGGUGCCAGGCCAGCUGGCCAUGCUGAAGAAGGCACAGGAGUUCUUCCAGACCUGUGAUGCUGAGGGAAAGGGUUUUAUCGCCAGGAGUGAUAUGCGGAGACUCCAUCAGGAGUUGCCACUGAGCUUGGAGGACCUGGAGGAUGUGUUUGACGCCCUGGAUGCUGAUGGCAAUGGCUUUCUGACCCCAGAGGAAUUCACUACUGGAUUUAGUCGCUUCUUCUUCAGCCAGAACACCUCGAGUCUGGAGGAUGCAAGCAAACAGGUGGCUGAGUUUCAGGAAGAGAAGGUAUAUCAGUCCAGAGAAGAGGAUCCAGGGGGGACAGACAAAGAUGAGGAAGCCCAGUUCCAGAGGCUGAUGGACAAGCUUGGAGCCCAGCAAGUUUUGGAAGACGAGAGUGAUAUCAAGCAACUGUGGUUGCAGCUGAAGAAGGACGAGCCGCAGCUGCUGUCCAGCUUCGAGGGCUUCCUGGCCAGCGUCUUCUCCCAGCUCCAAGAAGCCCACGAGGAGAAGAAUGAACUGGAGUGCAUCCUCCAAAAGAAAAUUGCUGCCUAUGAUGAAGAAAUCCAGCAUCUGUAUGAGGAGAUGGAACAGCAGAUCAAGAGCGAGAAGGAGCAGUUUCUCCUGAAGGACACGGAGAGGUUUCAGGCCCGCAGUCAAGAGCUGGAGCAGAAGCUGUUGUCUAAGGAGCAGGAGCUGGAGCAACUCGCCCAGAAACAGAAAAGGCUGGAAGGCCAGUGCGCAGCCCUGCACAAUGACAAGCAUGAGACCACGGCUGAGAAUGCCCAACUGAAACUCACCAACCAAGAGCUGGCCCGGGAGCUGGAGCGCACCUCGCGGGAGCUCGAGGACACCCAGCGGCAGUUGGAGAGCCUGCAGCAGGAGGCCUGCCAGCUCCAGCAGGAAAAGGAGAUGGAAGUGUACCAUGUGACGGAGAGCCUGCAGCGGGAGAAAUCUGGACUCCUGAAGCAACUGGAUUUCCUAAGGGAAAGAAACAAGCACCUUCGAGAUGAACGGGACAUGCAUUUCCAGAAAGACAAAGCAGCCAAGGCAAAUGCAGCUGCUUCCAAGGCAAGCUGGAAGCAGAGAUCCGGAUCCGUGAUAGGCAAAUACCUAGAUGGCAAAGCAAUUCUCGGAAGCCAGUCAGAGGAGGAGGAAGAUGUGUUUGGCAUCACCAGGAGGAGAAGCUCCCUGGGUCUGAGUGUGUACCCGCUCAUGGAAGAAGAGCCAGGACCAGGUGAUCCAGGGACCGGACACCCCAGGCGGCUCCGCAGAAUCAUCUCCAUUGAAGAAGACCACAUGCCCCAGCUCCUGGAGGCGGGCUUUGAGCAGCCCCUCCACCAGUGCCCAGAGGAAGAGGAGGAAGGCUCGCCCCAGGAUGGGGAAGGCCAAGCCCUGCAGGCCGCCCCCUUGGAGGUCACCCCCAUGUCUCCCCGGGGACAACCUGUUGGGAAAGAAGCCCUCUCCAAGGAGGAACGCUGCCCCUCCACACCAGAUCGGCUCUUCAAGAUUGUGUUUGUAGGCAACUCGGCUGUGGGCAAGACAUCCUUCCUAAGGAGGUUCUGUGAGGACUGCUUCUGCCCGGGCAUGGUGGCCACUGUGGGCAUUGAUUACCGCGUGAAGACAGUGACUGUGGACGACUCCCAGGUGGCCCUGCAGCUGUGGGACACAGCUGGGCAGGAGAGGUACCGCUGCAUCACCCAGCAGUUCUUCAGAAAGGCCGAUGGGGUCAUCAUCAUGUAUGACCUCACAGCCAAGCAGUCCUUCUUGUCUGUCCGGCAGUGGCUGAGCAGUGUGCAGGAAGCUGUCGGGGACCGUGUUCCAGUGCUUCUGCUGGGUAAUAAACUUGACAACGAGAAGGAGCGGGAAGUGCCCCGGGGCCUUGGAGAACGGCUUGCCAAGGAGAACAACCUCCUCUUCUACGAGUGCAGUGCCUAUUCCGGUCACAACGCUAAGGAGUCCCUGCUCCACCUGGCCAGGGUCCUCAAGGAGCAGGAAGACACGGCAAGGGAAGACACUAUCCAGGUGGGCCGCCUCAGCAAGAAGAAAUCCUGUUGCAGCUGAAAGCAGACAUCCCCCAGGGAUGGCUCCUUUGUGCCCACCCACACCUGCGACUGCCGAGCCCACACUCAUCCCACCAGGAGGAUCACCCACGAACGCCCACCCGCCCAGAUCUCUGUCCUGGUCAGCCACUGGCCAGCUUUGUGUAGAAGGCAGGGAAUCCAGAGCUGCUCUGGGGAUAGCUUGGUAUCUCCUCUCUCUCCCUCUUCUCUCUGGACCCCAGGUGCCCAGGCCAGCCAGUUACUUAUUUAUUUACCUUUCUCCCACUAAUUUGUCUUCUUCAUCUCCCAUGACUCUGCAAAAGCCCAGGCAGAGAGAAGGGAGGCAAAGUUAUGAGCCGCUCAAGUUCCCUGCCUAAGUCAGGAUGGAGCUUCAGAAGCACUCGACACUCUGAUUCCCUGGUCCCAGCUCUCAGCCUCUCCUCGUCCAGUUCCCAAAGCCACCACAUUGCUCCAAGCCAUCAACCUGUCCCCCAAGCCCAGAAGCUGGCCAAGCACUGUCAGGAAAACCCAGCAACAUACUGUGUCCAGGGCUGGAGUUGUCGGGGUCACAACACCAAGCUCACCUGUAGAUUGGAGGUUCAGUGUAUACCUUACAGACCCAUCUUAGCCAAGUGAUGUCGGGCAUGUGCUUAGCAUAUGCACCACAGGAGGCUACUUCAAAAAGCUUUUGGAGAAUGGAAUCAAACACGUUUAUUUUGGUUCAAGACAUAGGAAGGGUCUUAAGAAAGAAAAUACAUUUACCAAAAAUAGUAUUCACCAAUUUCAGAGAUUUUUUUUUUUUCACCAAAAGUCAGCUUGUCUUUCAAGUCCCUUUUCUUCCAGUCUCUUCAGGGUUGUCACUGCCAUCAGCACUGAGAUGCUGCCCUCUGCCCUCAUCAUUUGCCAUGCUUCGGUUUCAGAUUGGAAACCUCUGUGCACCUGCUAAGCUUCGGCCAGAAAGAAGCUGGCCCUUCCACCAAUCGCCUCAUCUAAGCCUCUCUGCUGCUUGCUGAGCUCCAGGCUGCCUUGGCCUCUGGACCCUGCUCUGCUCUCAUCCAUGGAGUUCCUGGUUUCCCCACACACACACCUGAGCCAAUUCCAGCCCCUGGUCUCUUCUCUCUCUGCAGUUCCCCAGGACUGAGCAGCUCAGACCUGGCACCAGUCCUGGGUCUUGACCUGUGAGUGUCCCAUGCUCAUGGCAUCCAUGGCCCCACAUCUGCUCUCUUAUUCUUGUGCUUCCUCCCGGAACUUCUGCUCCCCUCAGUCCUGAGUUGCCAACAUCAAACUAAUGCCCACUGGCUUUGCACCUUUCCUUGCAAUUUGUACCUUCCCAUUCUCUUCGGGGUCUUUCAUGUUCCCUGUGAGGUCAUUCCUUUCUUCCCACUCCCCUCAUCCUACAGCUUUCCCUGUUCCUAAUACCUCAUCCAGUCUUAGAUCCCUGUCUUCCCUGUUCUCCUCCCAGAAUCACUACAUGUUCUGUCAACAAUAGCUUGGCUGCGGAAGCCAUUGCGUGGGCUGCCAACAUCCCCUAUCAGCGGUGGAGUGAGAGCUGCUCCACUUCCCAUCAGCUUCCUGUUAAUGUGCCUGGGAAGGCAGCAGGAAGUGAUCCAAGUUCUUGGGCCUUUAACUCUAAAGUGAAUCACUUAUAGACUGUGUGCAUUUGGAUCAUGUUUUCAAAACUCUUCUCAUCUCUGUGCUUCAGUUGGAAAGUUGAAUUCAUUUAAUAUAAUGGAUAAAAUGGGAUUUAUGUCCUUAA
This is a messenger RNA of Ochotona curzoniae (black-lipped pika), 3955 nucleotides long. RefSeq names its product calcium release activated channel regulator 2A (gene CRACR2A). The transcript is spliced from 18 exons. Bases 2 to 2221 code for a protein of 739 amino acids. The record is from RefSeq and is a predicted model, not a curated record. Gene Ontology annotation, molecular function: GTP binding; calcium ion binding; GTPase activity. NCBI's taxonomy places the organism in Eukaryota, Metazoa, Chordata, Mammalia, Lagomorpha, Ochotonidae.